Puntigrus tetrazona (Sumatra barb) is the source of this 1677-nucleotide messenger RNA. It is a transcript of the gene bzw1b, whose product is annotated as basic leucine zipper and W2 domains 1b. NCBI's taxonomy places the organism in Eukaryota, Metazoa, Chordata, Actinopteri, Cypriniformes, Cyprinidae. The transcript is spliced from 12 exons. Bases 140 to 1396 code for a protein of 418 amino acids. Gene Ontology annotation, cellular component: cytoplasm; membrane. The record is from RefSeq and is a predicted model, not a curated record. Gene Ontology annotation, molecular function: protein binding.
GCAAUUGUACUCGUCCUGCCUUUCUGAAGCUUUAUGAACCUCGCGCUGAGUUCGUGUGAGGUGAAGUGUGCUGUGCUGGUGGUUGCUGAUUUACUCCUCGGACCCAGUUGUCUUUAUUCAUAUUUUUCGGGUGUCUUUUAUGAGUAAUCAAAAGCAGCAGAAGCCAACGCUAACCGGCCAGCGUUUUAAGACUCGAAAGAGAGAUGAAAAGGAGAGGUUUGACCCUACACAGUUUCAGGAGAGCAUUGUACAAGGAUUAAAUCAAACCGGCACCGAUUUAGAUGCUCUUGCCAAGUUUCUAGAUUCCUCUGGAGCCAAGCUCGAUUAUCGUCGCUAUGCAGAGACCCUGUUUGAUAUCCUGGUGGCUGGUGGAAUGCUGGCUCCGGGAGGUGCCUUAUCCGACGACAUGACUCGGACUAAUUUCUGUCUUUUCACCGCACCAGAAGAUGUUAAGACCAUGAAAGCAUAUGCUCAGGUUUUUAACAAGUUAAUCCGGCGUUACAAGUACCUGGAGAAAGGUUUUGAAGAGGAGAUUAAAAAGCUGCUCCUGUUUUUAAAAGGGUUCAGUGAGUCGGAGCGUAACAAGCUUGCCAUGCUCACUGCCAUUUUACUGGCUAAUGGUAGCCUAUCAGCUUCAAUCCUUAGCAGCCUCUUUAAUGACAACUUGGUCAAAGAAGGUGUGUCUCCGGCCUUUGCUGUAAAGCUGUUUAAAACGUGGAUCAGUGAGAAGGACAUUAACUCUGUGGCUGCCAGUCUGCGUAAGGUUAGCAUGGACAACAGGUUGAUGGAGCUGUUUCCAGUGAACAAGCGAAGCUAUGACCACUUCUCAAAAUACUUUACAGAUGCUGGGCUUAAGGCGCUCUCUGAUUUUGCACGCAACCAGCAGUCGUUAGGCGCUCGCAAGGAGCUUCAGAAAGAGCUCCAAGAGCAGAUGUCUCAAGGGGUUUCUUUUAAAGAGAUCGUUGUGUAUGGCAAGGAAGAAAUGAAGAAGAGCGGUAUCUCUGAGCAGAUGAUGAUUGGUAUCAUGUGGACCAGUGUCAUGAGCUCAGUUGAAUGGAAUAAGAAAGAGGAACUGGUCACUGAACAAGCCAUUAAACACUUGAAGCAACACAGCCCCCUCCUGAAGGCCUUCACCACACAGGGCCUGUCUGAGCUCACUCUGCUGCUAAGAGUUCAAGAGUACUGUUAUGACAACAUACACUUCAUGAAAGCCUUCCAGAAGAUCGUUUUGCUGCUCUAUAAAGUGGAUGUUUUAAGUGAAGAGGCUGUUCUUAAGUGGUAUACUGAAGCUCACCUAGCCAAAGGAAAGAGUGUCUUCCUGGAGCAGAUGAAGAAGUUUGUGGAAUGGUUGAAAAAUGCUGAAGAGGAAUCUGAGUCUGAAGAGGAAACUGACUGAGACUGAAGCCAGGAUGCUUCGUUCUGAAAUGAGAAACGAAGUUCUGAUUGUUCUUUUGUAGUAAAGUUGCCUUGUCUAGCUAACAUGACCUGUUUUUAAAGUCUUUUUAAGCAAGAAUUGUUACCUUUUGAGGGUUGCAGUCAUUUUCAAAGAAUAAGCCAUUUAAUAACUUGUUUAAAUGCCUUAAGGUAUUUGAAAUUGUUCUGGAUGUUUAUGCACCGUAUCACCAUUGUGACUUAACUUUUUGUCUUGACUUCUAUAAAAUAAAGAAUAUUGUUCAA